This is a messenger RNA of Manis pentadactyla (Chinese pangolin), 3592 nucleotides long. RefSeq names its product tRNA aspartic acid methyltransferase 1 (gene TRDMT1). The record is from RefSeq and is a predicted model, not a curated record. Bases 306 to 1268 code for a protein of 320 amino acids. Gene Ontology annotation, molecular function: methyltransferase activity. The transcript has 11 exons. Lineage: Eukaryota; Metazoa; Chordata; Mammalia; Pholidota; Manidae.
UUGGAAACUGCCCGGGCGCCCCGCCCCGCGCGCCGCUCGGGCGGAGCCUGCGUUCCUCACGCCUCCAGCCGCGUGCGGAGGGCGAAUGGGGCCCUCUCAGGGACUCGGUUUUUGAGUCUGGACUGCGAAAGCUGGGCUCUAAAGUCUCAGUAAAAGAAAGCUGUGUAUUUGCACAAGUGGUGGCUGCCAUUGAUGUAAACACUGUCGCUAAUGAAGUGUACAAGUAUAAUUUUCCUCACACGCAGUUACUGGCCAAGACAAUUGAAGGCAUUACAAUAGAAGAGUUUGACAGAUUAUCUUUCAAUAUGAUUUUAAUGAGCCCUCCAUGUCAGCCAUUCACAAGAAUUGGCCUGCAAGGUGAUGUGUCUGAUCCAAGGACCAAUAGUUUCUUAUAUAUUCUAGACAUUCUCCCAAGAUUACAAAAAUUACCAAAGUAUAUUCUUUUAGAAAAUGUUAAAGGUUUUGAAGUAUCUUCUGCAAGAGAGCUGUUAAUACAAACAAUAGAAAAUUGCGGUUUUCAGUAUCAAGAAUUUCUAUUAUCUCCAACCUCUUUUGGCAUUCCAAAUUCAAGGCUACGGUAUUUCCUUAUUGCAAAGCUUCAGUCAGAGCCAUUACCUUUUCAAGCUCCUGGUCAGGUACUGAUGGAGUUCCCUCAAAUUGAAUCUGAACAUCCGCAGAAACAUGCAAUAGAUGUGGAUAAUAAAAUCGAAAGGAAGAAAAUUGAACCAAAUAUUUACUUUGAUAGCAGCAGACAGUGUUCUGGAAAAGGGGCCAUUCUUUUUAAGCUUGAAACUGCAGAAGAAAUUGACCGGAAACAUCAGCAGGACAGUGAUUUAUCCGUGCAAAUGCUAAAAGAUUUUCUUGAAGAUGACAUUGACAUGAAUCAGUACUUCUUACCACCAAAGUCACUGCUGCGAUAUGCUCUGUUGUUAGACAUUGUUAAGCCCACUUGCAGAAGAUCCAUGUGCUUUACAAAAGGUUAUGGAAGCUACAUAGAAGGGACAGGAUCCGUGUUACAAACUACAGAGGAUGUGCAGAUGGAGAAUAUCUAUAAAUCCCUUCCUAAUUUGUCACAAGAAGAAAAAAUAACAAAAUUGUUAAUGCUUAAACUUCGAUAUUUUACUCCUAAGGAAAUAGCAAAUCUCCUUGGAUUUCCUCCAGAGUUUGGAUUUCCUGAGAAGAUAACAGUGAAACAACGUUAUCGUCUACUUGGAAAUAGUCUCAAUGUUCAUGUAGUAGCUAAACUAAUCAAAAUACUGUUUGAGUAAUUUAAAAAUUAUUCUGAAAGAUCACAAUAUUCUCUCAUAUUCAGAUAUGAUAUGGAUUCUGAAAUUCGUUUUUGAACUGAUACAAUUCAACUAAAUUAUCUUAAUCUUGCUUUAAUAAAAAAUUUGGAUUUACAACAGAAACACCAAUUUGUUUCCUUAAAUCUAUAUUACUGGGUUUUGUAAAGUGCAGAUUAUUAUUAUGCUUUAAGAGAAUAUAUUUUCAUCUAAAAUUGUUAAGUAUGAAUGUAAAAUAUUUUCUUUCUAAUAUGGUAUAGAUAAAUUUAAGAACAUUAGAAUUUUAAUGUCUACAUGAAUAUUUUAUAAAAUGCUAUAACAUGCAUAUUAUAAUGAACUGAGAAAUUUUGUUUUGUAUGUUAAAGAAGUUGCUUGUGAAUCCUAUCUUUUUACUUUUAUUAGAUCAUUAUUUCUGAUUCUAAAAUGAUUCUAAUAGUAGCUAGUUUCAAAUAUUGAAUAUUUUACUUAAUUCCAAUGCUUUAAGCAUUCUUUUAUUUUAUCUAAACAAAUGCAUAUAGUAUUUUAAACCAAAUUAUCAUCAUUCACCUUAUACAGCAGUGAAAAAAAAUGUCAUAAAAAAUAAUCCUAAAUUCUUUACCCUUUCGAUCAGAAAGCCACAGAAAACGUAGAUGGACAUUCUCUAACUGUAUUUAAUUCUCCACUGGAGACGUAAAACUCAUUCUCUUCAUUUUUACUACAUCCCUUUGGUUUGCUGCUAUCAGAGCUUUUCCUCCUCAGCUUUUUGUAAGUUGAAUUUGCCAUUCUAAGUGAUGUAGCAUAGCAUUAAGAUUUAGGGAGGAAUGUCUGUCCUCUGAAACCUUUCCAUAUGACUAUUCUGUACAUUAACUUUCAUAACUUAACUUGUCUCUCCCUCUCAGGUAGACUUCUAGAAAUGAGAAUUUCUAAUCAGACUAAGUAUUGCAUCAUAAAUUCUGUGGUUUUGACUUCAGUGAUAAAAGCAAGUGACAGAAAAUAAAUGAAAAGAAGUAAGACCAGAAAUUGUAUCACAGAAUUUUAAUUCAUAUUUUUAUUCUUAAAAAUCAAUUAUUCUGAUGUGGAGAAAUUGGAAAGUUAUGCAUUGCUGGUAGGAAUAUAAAGUGUUGCAGCCACUGUAGAAAGUAGAUGAUGAUUCCUUUUAAAAAGUUAAAAUUACCAUGUGAUCCAUCAAUUCCACUUUAGGUAUAUACCCAAAAGAUUUGAAAGUAGGGAUUCAAAUAGUUAAUUGUGCACCAGUGUUCAUAGCAGCAUUUGGCAAUAGCCAAAAAGUGGAAACAAAGUGUCCAUCGGUAGAUGAAUAAACAAAAUAUGGUGUAUUUAUGCAGUGCAAUAUUAUUCAGCCAUAAAAAGGAAGGAAAUUCUGACACAUCCUACAAUGUGGAUGAACCCUGAAGAUAUUAUGCUCAGUGAAAUAGGCCAGAUGCAAGAGGACAAAUUUUUUGUAAUUCCACUUAAGUGAGGUAUGUAAAAGAAUCAAGUUCAUAGAGACAAAGUAGACUAGAAGUUAUCGGGGUUUAGGGGGCCUGGGGAAUGGGAGUUUAAUGGGUACAGAGUUUCUGUUUGUAGUGGUAACAAAGUUCUGGGGAUGGAGGGAUGGUAGUGAUGGUUGCACAACAAUGUGAAUGAACUUAGUGCCACUGAGCUGUAUACUUAGAAAUGUUCAAAGUGGCAGAUAUUAUGUACAUUUUACCACAAAUAAGAAAGACGCAUUCCUCACUGUUUUUUCAGAAGAAUUAUAAAUAUGGACAUAGGAAGCUGUAGGUGAAUGCAUAUAUUUAUCAACCAUCACUACGUACAUUUUUGUACAUAUGUUUAAGACAAACCUCAUUUCAAGUCUCAUAAAUUUUAGUAUAUGGCAAUCUGAAAUUACUUUGGCAUACUUUCACUAGGUUCUCCCCACUGCUGAAAGAUUCUUACCAGUGAAAAGGUUCCAAGUUUUACCGUGAUUAUGCUGUAAUUUUAGUGUCCUAUGCCUCACUGAGCAGUGUUACACAAAGUAAGUGUUGAGUUAAAGUGCAUCAACUAUAAACACAAGGAAGCUGAUAGAGACACUUGGUUCCUAACUGAAGGACAAACUGUUGCUUUGUGAAAUUUUUUAGUACUGAAAUGUAUUAAUGGGCAGAUGGGGAUUCUUGCUGUUAUUUCAUAAUUGAAAAUAUACAGUAGCAAGCAUAAAACUCACACCUUAAUGGAGAUCUAUUUUCUAGAGUGUCAUAUAAUUAACAUGUAUAUACAUGCAUAAUUAAUUUAGAAAAUGUCAUUUUAUUGAAUGCCCACCAUAUGUUAUUGGUAAUAAAUAAGCAUAAAAUUUG